CUCAGUGGCCUGACGAACUUUGACAGUAGGGUCAACUUUUCGAAAAUGGCCUCAAAAAGACAACAGGAGUCAGAGGCAGAAAUAAGAAAGAGAAAGAAACUGCGAAAUGAUGCCCGUGCAUCACUUUCAGUAAGAGCUGACGAGUGUAUCGUGAGCACGCUCCUCAACCCGCAGAAACCCCGGAAGAAGAGCUUCGAUAUCACUCUGGUGGACGGAGAGGUAUGUCUGUGGUCUGGGAUAACAAGAGGUCCCCCGGCCAGACUUAAGUUUCCAGAACCUGCUGUCGUUGUCUCGGCUUUAGAGGACGCUCUCAAGACUGAUGUCGAGUGGAAAGUCUGUACCCAGGCCUCCGCGCAACUUUAACUUGGUCUGAAAUGCACGAAUCUGUAGUUUACAGAUCCUGUAUGAAGUGCCAAAUAAAUGUCUAUAACCUGUUACAAAAGCCUAUUACUAUAGCCUAGCAUUAUUGUUUGCAACUAUGACAAUAUUUGAGUCAAUUCCGUAUAGUGGGACACUCCACCUAAUGAUGACAGAUUUGUAGUUUCGCUACAUCUUCUGCCCAGGCUGUUAUCCAGGGGUUGGUGGCUGCAGGAUGUGCUAUGAUGAGGGCUGACCAAUGGGGUUGCUCCCCCAGUCUCCCCUCUGAUGACCAGCUCCUAGCUCCCAGGACCUGUAUACACAGCACCUUUGACUUGCUAUUCUGCUCAUCAUAAGUUUUCUGCUGUUUAACCAUAUUUCAAACAACCUGUUACCUUUUAUUUGAUAGCUGCCACUUGAUGUAUGUUGCAUAGCUACGUAGAAUGUAGGCAAUUAUUAUUUGUUUGAUGUAGGCAUUUUCCCUGGUGAAUGUAGUUUGGUUUCAUUCUGAGCGAUAAUAAACUUGGCAUUAAUCUA
Osmerus eperlanus (European smelt) is the source of this 894-nucleotide messenger RNA. Its product is annotated as selenoprotein H-like. The transcript is spliced from 3 exons. The record is from RefSeq and is a predicted model, not a curated record. The coding region runs from base 46 to 363 and encodes 105 amino acids. NCBI's taxonomy places the organism in Eukaryota, Metazoa, Chordata, Actinopteri, Osmeriformes, Osmeridae.